This is a messenger RNA of Racocetra persica, 200 nucleotides long. The record is from the annotation of a GenBank genome assembly. NCBI's taxonomy places the organism in Eukaryota, Fungi, Glomeromycota, Glomeromycetes, Diversisporales, Gigasporaceae.
AUGAGGCCCAUACCUCUUUCCUCCUCAAAACUUCUUCAAGAUGGAACCAACUCCACUGAUCUAGAACUUUUGACUUUGAAAAAUCACCAGCACUAUGACUUUUGCAAAAUCGUUGGCCUCUUCCUUGUAGUGGCCCUCUCAAAUCUCAAAUCAGAUCUACCACAACUAGUAGAAGCAUUUUCAUUUACACAAAUGGAAAG